CUCAACAGUGAUUUCCAAGCAAACACUCGUGCGACUGAGUGGUCAGUCCACUAUAAGAGCGCGAUGGAACACGAUAGAGAAUCAUCAACAACAUCAGUCUACAAACUCCAUCACACACACUAAACACGUCCUCAAGAUGUCAGAUUCUCUUGUCUUCAUCACUGGCGCGACCGGCUUCAUCGGCGCUCAGGUUGCUCAAUCCACACUCGAAGGCGGCCACAAUGUCAGACUGAGCGUGAGACGCGAAUCACAAAUCGGAAAGCUCCGUCGCAUCUUCGACAAAUUUGCCGAAAAAGUCGACUAUGUUGUCGUGCCUGACUAUACAAUUGCAAGCGCAUUCGAUACGGCUCUCAAGGACGUUACUCACGUUAUUCACGUGGCCUCUCCACUUGCAAAUCCUGGGGAAGAUCUCAUGACCCCUGCUGUCAAGGGUACCACAUCAGUCUUGGAAUCGGCCUAUAAUGUACCUUCUAUCAAGAAGGUCGUCAUCACCGCGUCAGUGGCUUCGUUGAUUCCUCUUGGUGGUAGUUACGAUGGUGUCGUCGUCAGAGAGGACAUCGAAAAGGAAAAGCUCCGAUUUGAUGAAUCGAUUGUCCCGACCCUCGAGCCUAUGGGUCAAUACCAAGCAAGCAAGAUUGCAUCGUAUCUGGCCACUCUGGACUUCAUCGAGGCCAAGAAGCCUCAUUUUGAUAUUGUCACAAUCCAUCCUGUGUUCGUUUUUGGAAACAACAUACUCCAGACAAGCGCCGAAGAACUUGCUGGAACUAAUGGUAUGCUUUUCGGCUCUCUAUACGCCGAGAAGCCGAUGUUCGCCCCGUACCGUGGUGUGCACGUCCUGGAUGUUGCAGAAGCUCAUGUCAGGGCUCUGGGCUUGCCUCAGGCACCAAUCUCAUCGUUCUUGUUGACCGGAAAGGACAGGUCUUGGGAAGAUGUACUCAAAUUUGUGAACAUCGAGUUCAGUAAUGCGGGAGUCAAAGUCGAAGCUACUGCUGGCGAGAAGUGGAAUGUCGAUACCACUCUUGCAGAGAAGGCGCUGGGCUUCGAGAAAUGGAGGGAGAUGGAAGAACAGGUUAGAGAUGUUAUGGUACAGCAGCUCAAGCUGCGCAGUACGUGAUACGAGAGAUAAUAUGUAAGAACUAGAUAGGGAAUUCCCGCCUCUAACUGAGAGUGCAUAUACUAAAUGUGCCCAAUGUAAAUAUUAAGGGAGAAGAAGCAG
Messenger RNA from Aureobasidium subglaciale EXF-2481, 1216 nucleotides. RefSeq lists its product as uncharacterized. Lineage: Eukaryota; Fungi; Ascomycota; Dothideomycetes; Dothideales; Saccotheciaceae. The record is from RefSeq and is a predicted model, not a curated record. The transcript is spliced from 2 exons. Gene Ontology annotation, molecular function: oxidoreductase activity, acting on the CH-OH group of donors, NAD or NADP as acceptor. Bases 137 to 1114 code for a protein of 325 amino acids.